AAAAACUCGCGCACCGAUGAAAACGCACCCCCUCAGGUAAAAAGUACUGCGGGAAGGAAUCUCAAUUAUAAUAGACCUCUCAACUAUCCCCUAUCUCAAAUCUCUCCUCUUCAAACCCCGUGGUUGAACCAUGGGCGCGAAGAAGAGCAAAAAGGGGCUCCCGUGGCCUGAACCACGGUUCGAAGAAGAUCCUGAUAUACGCGCAUAUGCGACCACCAUCGCCAAAGACCUCACAGCAAUUAAACAGCAUGCUGAAAAGGUUGAAUCAGGCCUGCCGCCGGGCCUUACUCACCAGAUUCUGGAUGCCCUCAUUGGAUUCGCGCAGCGAGUCCACAAGGCACCCACGAUCGAGGCCCUCGCGCAUCGCCUCGCCCGCGUCGAAUCACACAUGGAAAAGACACAAAAAGAAGUGUCUCAAACCUCCCGUGAGGUCUUGACGACCAAAAGCAACACUAACCGCCUGAUUGAGGCCAUUUGCGCUCCCUCACCCCCUGGAUCUCGCAUCCUGAAAACCUCGAUGAGCUUUGGUCACGUGACUGGGAGCAGCAGCUCCGAGUCCUAUGUCCACGCUUGGGGACGCAAGGUGCCUUCGCACCCCCCUACAGUUCCAAGCCUCAGCCUGUCAAGCGGCAACAGCACUCCUUUGACCCCGUACCCGGCCCAAGAAGAUCUCGAGAUCUACCUCGAACGCACUGAUAGCGAGGUGAUCAACCCUCUGCGCCGACACCUCGAUGAGGUUGUCAAGCGCGCCAAUCAAGCGGUUCAAUCGCUUCAAGAGCCGACCAUCUCCCACCGGCGCUUCGCUGCACACCGUUGA
Molecule: messenger RNA, 817 nt
Organism: Talaromyces proteolyticus
Lineage: Eukaryota; Fungi; Ascomycota; Eurotiomycetes; Eurotiales; Trichocomaceae
Exons: 2
Coding region: 131-817 (228 amino acids)
Source: RefSeq, a predicted model, not a curated record